GCGGGUUCCCCCUCCACCUUUACUCGCAUGGGGAGGGGAGGAAGAUGCGCGUCGGUGGAAUAACCGGACGUUGAAUGAUUUGAUAACCAAAAAAAAAAAAAAAAAACACAAGCUGAAAGACACCUGCUCGUGUACGUGGACGAUGCCGGGAAUGAGUGAGUGACAGGCGGGAGAGGAACACAAAGCUCCGCUGCGGCUGCGGUGAUCCCAGUUUCCAUUCCCUUCCCUGAAGGUCCACGGCGAGCAUCUUUCUCCAUGUUGCAAAAAUGACAAUGGAUUACUUGCUGUGGAUGUGCAGCUUCAUUGUGCCCGUGGUGCUGGCUGUUGAAGAGACCCUUAUGGACAGUCGGUGGGCGACCACAGAGCUGGCCUGGACUACGUUCCCAGAGAGCGGGUGGGAGGAAGUUAGCGGCUACGAUGACUCCAUGAGCCCGAUCAGGACCUACCAGGUGUGUAAUGUCCGACAGCCCAACCAGAACAACUGGCUCAGGACGGACUAUAUCCCCCGCAGGGGCGUGCUGCGGGUCUACGUGGAGCUCAAGUUCUCCGUACGUGACUGCGCCAGCAUACCCAACAUCCCCGGCUCCUGUAAAGAGACGUUUAAUCUGUUUUACUACGAGUCCGAUGGGGACGCCACCACGGACACCAGCCCCCUGUGGAGGGAGAACCCUUACGUGAAAGUGGAUACCAUCGCCCCAGACGAGAGCUUCUCCCUGCUGGAAGCCGGCAGGAUCAACACCAAAGUGCGGAGCUUCGGGCCGCUCUCCAAGGCCGGCUUCUUCUUGGCCUUUCAGGACUUUGGCGCCUGCAUGUCGCUGAUCUCCGUCCGGGUCUUCUUCAAAAAGUGCUCCACCACAAUCGCUAAUUUCGCCGUCUUCCCGGAGACCGCAACCGGCGCCGAAGCAACGUCCUUAGUCAUCGCUCCGGGGGCCUGUGUGACCAAUGCCAUGGAGAUGUCCGUCCCUCUUAAGCUGUACUGCAACGGCGAUGGCGAGUGGAUGGUUCCGGUGGGGGCCUGCACCUGUGUCGCUGGUUUUGAACCCACUGCAGAUCGAACCCAAUGCCAAGGUAUGUGUGUUUUGAUAGGUGUUUUAAAUCUCUGAAUGUUUUCAACUCCUGUCGCAAGUGUUGAGCGGAUCGAUACUGUGUGGACGUUACUCAGUUGACACGU
This is a messenger RNA of Nerophis ophidion (straightnose pipefish), 1171 nucleotides long. RefSeq names its product ephrin type-B receptor 3-like. Lineage: Eukaryota; Metazoa; Chordata; Actinopteri; Syngnathiformes; Syngnathidae. Gene Ontology annotation, molecular function: protein binding; ATP binding; transmembrane-ephrin receptor activity. Gene Ontology annotation, cellular component: neuron projection; membrane. The record is from RefSeq and is a predicted model, not a curated record. The transcript is spliced from 3 exons. Gene Ontology annotation, biological process: axon guidance; protein phosphorylation; cell surface receptor protein tyrosine kinase signaling pathway. Bases 267 to 1103 code for a protein of 278 amino acids.